Molecule: messenger RNA, 687 nt
Organism: Lathyrus oleraceus (garden pea)
Lineage: Eukaryota; Viridiplantae; Streptophyta; Magnoliopsida; Fabales; Fabaceae
Product: putative FBD-associated F-box protein At5g56700
Exons: 3
Coding region: 1-687 (228 amino acids)
Molecular function (GO): protein binding
Source: RefSeq, a predicted model, not a curated record
AUGGCAGAUAGAAUCAGUGAGUUGCAUGAUUCAAUUCUGUGUCACAUUCUUUCUUUUCUUCCAACCAAACAUGCUGCAACCACAAGCAUCCUCUCUAAGAGAUGGAAAUCAUUAUGGCUUUCAGUCCUCACUCUCGAAUUCGACUGCAAAUCCUUCAAAGACAUGGCCUCAUUUGGAUAUUAUAUACACAAAUUGAUGCCCUUACGAAAAAUUGAACUUCCAAUCCUUUCGUUUCGUUUCAAUUGCAACUACUGGUGUCCAAUUCAAACCCAAUGUGAUGUUACUCUAUUCGUUUCCUAUGUAAUGAAUAGAGGAAUUGAGAAACUUAACAUUAGCGGCGACAUGAAAUUACCACCUAGUAUUCUUAGUUGCAAGACCCUUAAGGUUCUUAAGUUGAAAGGAAUAAUAGUGAAUGGUUUUUCUCAUCAAGUGGAUUUUCCUGUUCUUAAAAUUCUUCAUUUAAAGAGAAUGAUUUUCGAACGGCAUGAAUUGCUUCUUAAACUUCUCUCUGCAAAAGAGUUUGAUGGCUUGUUACCUAGUUUGGUCCGUGCAAAGAUUUAUUGUCAUGAUUAUAUUAUUCCUCUUCAUUUGAUUCGCAAUGUGGAGAGUCUACAUAUGGAACAGUUGCGGACGUGGUUGCACGAGUUGCAAUUGCAGUUGUGUCGGGGACUGCAGUUGGUUAUAUAG